Messenger RNA from Morus notabilis, 2707 nucleotides. RefSeq names its product probable receptor-like protein kinase At2g42960. Gene Ontology annotation, molecular function: ATP binding; protein kinase activity. Gene Ontology annotation, biological process: protein phosphorylation. The record is from RefSeq and is a predicted model, not a curated record. The transcript is spliced from 8 exons. Lineage: Eukaryota; Viridiplantae; Streptophyta; Magnoliopsida; Rosales; Moraceae. The coding region runs from base 653 to 2185 and encodes 510 amino acids.
AUUACUGUUCACCUCACAUUUUUGCUUUUCCUUUACUGUUUCUCUCUCUCUGAUUUCCUCCAUUGCAAACCAAGCUUCCUCUCCUCUCCGUCCUUUCCAGCUCGCUCAGGCCCCUUCUCUGUCUUCUCUUUCUCAUUCACACUCACAAAAAACCCACCAACCAUUUUACCCACUUUUCCUUGUUGUCUCCCAAAUCCCACUUUAUAUUUAUACAUAAUUUAAUCCCCCCAUUUCUUUCUCCUCUACAUUUUCCCUUCAAAAAGAUUAUAUUUUUGUCUGGCCUUACCUUAUUUUACCUCUUUUUUUUUAUUUUGUUUAUUAUUGUCAUUCUUUCUUUCUCUGGAAUUCGGUUUUGGCCCACUUGAGGCCACAAACCCCUACUUGUAAACUACUUCUCCUUUUGAGGCUUCUGGGUUUUUGGUCUUCUUCUUCUUCUUGUUCAGGUCUACAUUGGCCUAUCUAUGCGCAUUGGGUCUCUCUUGGUUCAGAAAGAAGCCUUUCCUCUGCUUCUCUGGCUCCUCAAGGAAGAAGAUCAAGGGGGUUAGCAAACCUUACUUAGAUCAAAGCAAUUCAAAGGUGGAGAUGUUUUGACGUCUUCGGAAUCGAUAAUUAGACCCUGGUUGAGUUUUGGUUUUUGUCUAGACAAUCAGCAAUGUCGUCCGACAGUUCUUUGAAUGCAGAAAUGUCGAAAAAGACAUCAUUCUUGGGUUUAAAAUUAUGGGUUUUGAUUGGGAUUUGUGUUGGGGCAUUUAUUGUUUUGAUCCUUUGCUUCUUGUCCAUAUGGGUCUCAUUUCGGCGAAAAUCUAGGAGAUCCUUGGACAAGUUUGCACACACCCAAAUCCCAAAUGUAUCAAAAGAUAUCAAGGUUGACAGGGUUGGGACUCAGGGUACCCAUGAUCACGCUGAGAGUUUGUUUCUGACAGUUCAUGAUAAAUCGAGCGAUAAGAAUUCAGAAAAGAUGUUAGUUCAUUUGGGUGUGAGCAAAUCAAGCGAUCCUGAUGACAUGAGUCAAUGCAGCUCAGUUUAUCAUCAUGAGAGGGCAGGUAGUUCUCAGUCAGGGGAAGAAGGAAGCUCUGGGACAGUCCGAAAGCAGCCUUCAUCCUAUGCAGGGCUUGUGACAGCUUCUCCUUUAAUUGGCUUGCCAGAAAUUUCACAUCUUGGUUGGGGCCACUGGUUUACACUUAGGGAUCUUGAGUUUGCGACUAAUCGUUUUUCUGCAGAGAAUGUGCUUGGUGAAGGUGGAUAUGGGGUUGUUUACAAGGGCAGACUGAUAAAUGGAGCUGAGGUGGCCGUGAAAAAGCUUCUUAAUAAUCUGGGACAAGCAGAGAAAGAAUUUAGAGUUGAAGUGGAAGCUAUAGGCCAUGUCCGGCAUAAGAAUCUAGUGCGGCUCCUUGGCUAUUGCAUAGAAGGAGUUCACAGGAUGCUGGUUUAUGAAUAUGUGAACAAUGGAAACCUUGAACAGUGGCUACACGGGGCCAUGCGCCAUCAUGGCACCCUGACUUGGGAGGCUCGCAUGAAAGUGAUUCUUGGUACUGCUAAGGCGCUUGCUUAUUUACAUGAAGCAAUAGAACCUAAAGUUGUUCAUAGAGACAUAAAAUCAAGCAACAUCUUGAUUGAUGAUGAGUUUAAUGCGAAGGUUUCUGAUUUUGGACUGGCCAAACUCUUGGAUUCGGGAGAGAGCCACAUCACAACUAGAGUAAUGGGGACAUUUGGUUACGUGGCACCAGAAUAUGCUAAUACUGGCCUGUUAAAUGAGAAAAGCGACAUAUACAGCUUUGGCGUCCUUCUGCUUGAAGCAGUUACUGGAAGAGAUCCCGUGGACUAUGGGCGCCCAGCUAACGAGGUUAAUCUUAUUGAGUGGUUAAAGAUGAUGGUGGGCACAAGAAGAUUUGAGGAGGUUGUGGAUCCAAACCUUGAAGUUAAACCCGCUAUGCGUGUUUUAAAACAUGCCCUUCUUGUUGCUCUUAGAUGUGUUGAUCCUGAUGCAGAAAAGAGGCCCAAAAUGAGUCAUGUUGUGCGAAUGCUUGAAACUGACGAGUACCUAUUUCGCGAGGAUCGAAGAAACAGAAAGAGCCGAACAACCAGCAUGGAAAUUGAAUCAAUGAAUGAGAUAUCUGGUUCAACUGAAAUACCAAACAAGCCAGGGGAUACAGAAAGCCAAGCCUCAGAGACGACUCAUGGAUAGGACUGACCAAACACAUCACCCCGGGCAAGAAGAUUUUCCUUCUCAUCUACCAGAGUAAAAGCUUUCAGUAACUCGUUAAUACAACAUACACCUCAAAGUUUAUUUUUAGAUAAAUUUUCUGAAUCUAAGCUAAAACUUGUAUUGGAGAUGGCCCCAUUUGGCUCAUGAGGAGUUUAGCUGUUGUUGUUUCAGUAUUGCCUUCUCAGGCAUAAGAUCAUUCAAGAAAAAAGACAAGUGUUCCCAAGUCAAGAAAAAAGACAAGUGUUCCCAAGUUCCCAAAAGUCCCAACCCCAUUAAUUGGGUUUGCUGAGAGAGAUACAGAGAUAGAUACAAGAGGCACUUGUUGUACAGACAUGUCUUCGGGACAGUGGGCUGUCUAUUUCAUACAUGAUUAUAUUUCUUGGUCUUUUUUUUUUUCUUUUUUGGUUUUCAUUUUUUUUUUUUAAAUUUUCUGAUUUGUCACUGGAUUACUAUACUUGGGAUGCUGAACAAACUAUUAAUUGAUUUCACUUUUCUCCUGUU